AUGGGAGAGGCAGAACCAGGUUCCACUGAGUUGCUGCGGCAGCCACUGUUGAAGGAAGCGCUUCCCCCCCUGCUGCAGGAGCUGCUGGACGAUGCCGGGCUUUGCGAUGGCAGCAUGCCAUUCUCCGGGGACACGGCCUUUGUGAACUUCUUGGCGUCAAAGAUCCUUUGCGCCAACAAGAUCAGAGAGCUCACUGGGCUCGUCUCGCGCACAGCCCUGGAAGCACCAGCAUCCAAUUUGCUAGCCCUUCUGGAGCGGCAGCGUGCGGUGAAGAAGGCGCUGGAGGACCUCGCCGUUUGGCUCCAGGCGCUGGAGGCCCAGAAGGUGGAGGCCUGUGCCGGCAAGGUGUUGGCUCCCAGAUUCGUGCGCGUGGUGCGGCGACUGGAUCUUUCAGACAAGGAGCGCCGCGCUUUCGAGCACGUGUUGGUGCUGCAGUGCGUCCCAGAGAAAGUCCGGGAGCUGAAGGGAUACUUGGAGAUGACAGCCUACGCGAAGCUGGGUCCCAGCGAGCUGCUCCACUUCGCUUCCAAGAGUCGGCUCCACAUGAAGCAAGGCAUCAUCUCGGAGGUGUCCGUGUGCUUUGUAAACACAGAUCAGGUGGAGAGGCCCCUGGAGGACGAGGUCCUGGGCCAGGCCCUGCUGAGCCCGCAGGCCGCCAAGGCCCUCACGGGCGCCGACCUCUCCGCCACGGAGCUUCUGAAAGUCGACGACGGGGCUUUGGCUGAAGCCUUGCGCGAGGAAGGCGUGACUAGAGAGGAGGCGGAGCUGGAGGCGCGGGAGGCCGACUCGAAGAAGCGGAAGUCCGAGGCGGCUCCGGAGCCGGAGAAGAGUGCCCGCAAGGAGCCCCAAGACCUUCAAGGGCAGGAGGACGCCAGGAUGUCCUUCAGCCACUUCCCAGAGGGUGAGGACCUCUUUGACAUCAUCAGCUCUGAGCGUCGCCGGGAUGAGAAGCGGAUGCAAGCCAUGGGCGAGCUCCAGGCUGAAGGCAGAGCCACGCGCGAAGAGGAGGAAGAGCAGGAAGAUGGGAAACUCACGCCCUACAAAACCGACCUGGACUACCUGGUGGAUGCAGUUGAGCUGAUCUCCAGGAAGGGGCGGCUUUAUCAGGUGAAGCAGAAGCUCGAGGACAAAAAGAGCUCCAAUGACGGCGAAGAUGAUCACGAGGACAACUUCCAGCCCCAGCAUUGUUGGCCACGACGGCAUGACGCCUCACGCGAGCGGAGACGGGCUCGGGAGUUUGAGGGCCAGGUGAAGCAGAUGAGCCGGAAGAUUCAGGAGCGGCUGCGCCUCACACGGGAGGCCGCACCAUGGAUCCCGCGCCUGGAACGCAUUCUUUGCUCGAGGCAGAUGAAUGAGUUUGAGAAGGAGGUUGUUGUCCUCUUGGUUGGCUUGAUUCUCCUCCCGCAUCGUUUUCACAUACCUGGCCCUGGCGUUUACCACUGUAGAGGGGAGCCGAUCGAAGUGGCUACGAUCCUUGCGCUGCUCUCACCAGACUUGGCAAGCCAGAUUGCCAACCGCAAGGCCUUCUACAAGGACUCCGUCCUGGUAAGGGACCACAUUAUCCACGUGAGCACCAAGGGGGUCCAUGGGGACUUGUCUUCGUGCCCAGUGGAAAUUGACCGGCGAAUGGUGGACUUCAUCGUGGGAUUAGACAGUGAGGUGCACCAGUUGGUUGAUGGCAGCCACCUCUACCUGCCACAAACCAAAAUGGAGUCGGUGGUUUUACCAGAGGAGACGAAGGCCCUGAUAACGCGAACGGUCCAGAGCUUGUCGUUGUUCAGGAAGAGCAAGCUGCAGUUUAAGCUGGAUGAGACUAUCUCCUCUAGCGGUUUAGUGAUGCUUUUCUACGGCGAUUCGGGCACCGGGAAGACCAUGACUGCCAAUGCCAUUGCAAGUUUGCUGGGGAAGAAGCUGCUGCUCAUCAACUUUCCCUCGCUUGGGGGAGAACAGGCCGCCAGCUUCAUUCGCAUGAUUUUCCGGGAGUCAAAGAUCAACGAUGCAGUACUUUUCUUUGACGAGUGCGAGUCUAUCUUUGAGUCCCGGGACCGGUCUACCCAACGGGAUGUGAACAUGCUACUGACAGAGCUUGAACGUCAUGAUGGCAUGAUCAUCCUGGCGACCAACCGGCCCUUCGACUUGGAUGAAGCGAUGCAUCGGCGCAUCACGCUGGCGAUCGAGUUCCAGAAACCCGAUCACGUCCUGCGUCGGCACAUUUGGAAAUCAUUGAUCCCAGCAAACCUACCUUUGGUGGAUGUGGAUUUGGCGGCUUUGGCGAUGCGGUACGAGCUCUCUGGUGGCUUCAUCAAGAAUGCCAUUCUGACAGCUCUGAGCAUUGCUUGCGCCCGGGUGCAGGACAACUCUGGCACAGUACCUGACGUGAAGAUCACGCAGGAGGACUUGGCCAAGGGCGCGCAGCUGCAGCUCCGGGGGCGCUUGGCCAUGCGCAGCUUCGAGCGCCGCAUCGUGCCCCGCAGUGGCCUCGAGUGCCUAGUUUGCGGCCCAUCAUUGCGGCGGAAGCUGCAAGAGGUGAUCGACUUUGAGAAGUCGAAGACGGUGCUGUAUGGGCAGUGGGGCUUCGGUGGGAGGACCGCCUUCAGCGGGGGCCAGCCAGAGAUUGGAUCCUGCGUGCUUUUCUACGGGCCCCCAGGCACUGGGAAGUCCCUGGCAGCGCAGGCCAUCGGCUUCGAGGUGGGUCGGGCCUUGAAAGUGGUCAACUCUGCGAACAUUGUGGACAAGUAUGUGGGGGAAACCGGCAAGAACAUCGAGAAGGUGUUCGCUGAGGCCCGGGCCAUGGAGGCGAUCCUCGUGUUUGACGAGGCGGAGGGCCUCUUCGGGCGACGGAACGCGGAGGCCGCCAGCAGCGUGGACAAGCACGCAAACCUGGACUCCGGCCUGCUGCUGUACUGGCUGGAGCACUAUCCAGGCCUUUGCAUUCUUACGACGAAUGCAAGAGAUGCCAUCGAUUCUGCUUUCUUCCGCCGCUUCCGCUUCAUGGUGGAGUUCCCGCAGCCUGACCGGGCCACACGUGCCAAGCUCUGGGAGUCUAGCCUGCCAAAGCAAGCCCCCCGCGCGCCGGACGUGGACUUCCAGGCCCUGGCGUCGGAGUUCGAGAAGUUCUCGGGGGGAGACAUCCAGAAUGCCGUCAUCCGCGCUGCAUCACGGGCGGCCUUGCGGCCAGAUGACGGCAAGCGAUGGAUUUGCAUGGCAGAUCUCAGAGAGGCUGCUCGCACUGAGAGGAGCAAGGCAGAUGAGUCCCUGCAGAGACUCUACGUGUGA
Molecule: messenger RNA, 3276 nt
Organism: Effrenium voratum
Lineage: Eukaryota; Dinophyceae; Suessiales; Symbiodiniaceae
Source: the annotation of a GenBank genome assembly